GGUCGUGUCGCUCCCGGUUCCGGCAGAUCUACGAGCGUAACAAAACUUUUGCGAAUGUCUCGAAUCUAAAUUUAUUUGUGAACUUAAAUGGAUGUUCAUGCGGUGUUAAUAUGUGAUUCUAUUUGUUAGUGACAGUGAAGGAUAAAUGAGCGGUAUUAAGUGACAAAAUGGCGUCUGUGUGAACAAGAUGGCGGACUGUUUUGGCGGGAAACUGAUGGUGAUGCUAUUGCUCACCUUCAAGUGCUCCUGCCUACGGACGCGAGCCCUGACUAAUGAAGAUUCUGUGGACUUUGUUCCAGUGUCGACGACGGAGGUGGAAGGCGUGGUCGGACGCCGUGCGCUGCUGCCCUGUGACGUGGAGCCUGACCUGCACGAGGACCGCGUCUACAUGGUGCUGUGGUUCCGGCACGCAGGGGGCAAGCCACUCUACAGCUUUGACGUGCGCGGGCGCAGCUUCCACAAGGCGCUCCAUUGGUCGGAUCCGCUUGCGUUCGGGGCGCGUGCGCACUUCGUAAGCACAUCUCGACCCGCCAGCCUCGCAGUGGACGCCGUACAGCUGGACGAUGAGGGGAUAUACCGCUGCCGGGUGGACUUCAAGAACUCACCCACGCGCAACUUCCAGAUACGACUCAAAGUUAUUGUGCCGCCGCACCAACUACUGCUGUACGACGAGGGCGGGCGUGACGUAGCAGGCGUGGUGGGACCACUCGAAGAGCACGGGAACUUUACGCUGCUGUGUGAACUCAGGGGCGGCCGGCCUCAGCCUACGCUGUCGUGGUUGAUGAACGAGUCCCCGCUGCCGCACGUGGUGCUCAAACACGAGCCGGCACUGGUCGUGAGCCGCGUCAGUGUGACUGGCGUGCAGCGAGCCUGGCUCAACCGCACGGUGCGGUGCCGCGCACGCAACACAGCGCUUCUGUCGCCGCACGAGCGGAGCGCGCGCAUUGAGAUCAACUUGCGGCCCACAUCCGUCUCCAUACUGGAGAAGCCAGUGAAGCUGUCAGCAGAUACAGAAGUGACCCUGGAGUGUGUCGCGCACGGCAGUAGACCGGCAGCUCAGAUAUCCUGGUAUCGAGAGAACCGCCGGUACACCAGGGGAAAGCACAGUGAGUUCAUCAACGAGACUUCUUCGAUCAGCAAGCUGAGCAUGAUGCCGCAACCGGAGGAUGAUGGAGCCACCAUCAGGUGCCGAGCUGACAACCCGGUGCUGAGGGUAGCUCUCGAAGACUCCUUCAGAAUGAGCGUAGUUUACAAACCCGUGGUGAGCAUGACUCUGGGCAGCACGUUGAACGCCAACGACAUCAAGGAAGGUGACGACGUGUACUUCGAGUGUAACAUCCGGGCAAACCCCAAGGAGCACCGUAUCACCUGGUACCACAACGAGCAACAAGUAAUCCAAAACGUAACUGGUGGCGUCUUCAUCAGCACUAAGUCACUUGUAAUGCAGAGGGUAAGCAGGAACGAUGGAGGUCUGUACUCCUGCAGCGCUGCAAACCACAGAGGAGAGACCAGCAGUCAGCCGGUCUACUUAAGAGUUCAGUACGCGCCCAUUUGUGUACAACCAACGCCCGUGGUGAUCGGAGCGCGGCUGGACGAGGCGCUGCGGGUGCGAUGCCUGGUCUCUGCCGACCCAGCUGACCUCACCUUCUCCUGGCAGUUCAACAACAGCGGAGAGAGCUUUCAGGUCUCACCAGCCAGAUACGCUCGGCCGUCACCGCCCCGCAACUGCAGUGCCAGCCGCGUGAUGCACGAGCAGCGCUGGUGGAUGUCGGUUCGUUGCAUAGCUGGCUACGAUGGUGGGCUGGCGCAGCACUUUACCUUGGAUGCCGUUGGCGCCACACCGCGCGCCUUGGCCAAUACCACCGCCUCCAACGAUCUGGUAGUAUGGCUGAACGUAAGCUGGGCGGACGUGGAGGGCAUAUCAGAAGACGAAAUACUCAGUAUCAGUGCCAGGAACAGCAAGGGAGCUUCUGAUCCUGUUCUCCUCACUGAACUGGUGUACAAAGACGCAGCAAAACAAACUGAGGAGACAGCUCGAGCAGUGUCGCGGUUCCCCGUGGUGGCCGCGUGUGGAGCAGUGGCUGCCGUGCUAGCGGCACUGGGCGCUGUGUUGGCGCUGCUACUCAAGAAGCGUCACGAGUCGUCAGGUAGCUCCAAGCGUCCGCGGCCUUGUCAGAGCGUGGUUCAGGUGGACGACCAGGGUCGGCUGCGACGCUGCCUGGUGCCGCAUUCCGUGCCCUCCCCGCAUACCAAGCCCGACAUCCUCAACCCCAAGCAUGAAGGUGAUCCCCCGCGAGUAGUGCUGGAGUCGGAUGACAGCAAGGUGUACAACGUCAAGGAGGUGACAGGUGCUGGCGAUAGCACCACCUACAUGUCACCCGCAAAUGAAGAUGAAAUGAUGCCGCAGAGAUAACGGUUACCAGCGCACACUACGUGGUUUGUGUAAAUAUUUCAUCAAAUAUCUCACGUGAACGCCCGUACUGUAGAAACUCCCAACUGAACUAAAUCUUAAUUACUGUGAUUAUAAUCUUUGUAUGAAACACACUCAACGUAAAAGCGUAAAUAACUAAAAAUACUUUAGAAAAUCCGUUUUAUUAGAUUAAGAUGAUCAUAAAAGAUGAAUUCUAUAGGACAAGCUGACAUCAGCUAGUAUGUAGACCUCGUGAAAUUCUCAAAGGUGAAAGUUAAAGGGAGAUGAAAAGUAAAUAAUUUUCAUGAAGAUACAAAGUUUGAAUCAGAUUUGGAUCUAGCAGAUAACCGUUGCAACUCCGAAACUGAACAGUAUUUUCUAACUGAUAAAUUUCAGUUUCUACUAGUUCGAGAGAGUAGUGUAGUACAAUUACGAAGCAUAUUCAGAAAAUUUAAUGUUAUAAUAUCACGCUGGUAAAUUUGCUGAUGUUAAAAUAGUAAAACGUGAACUGUAAAACAGUCCGUCUGUUGAUAACGUUUCAUUGCCAAUGUACAUAAGUGAUUUUUAUAUGCCAAAUUUAUAUUUGUUUUGUUACGGCUCAAACUAAAUUCUCUGAUUACAAAUGGUUGCUAUGACAUGUGCUAUAAUUGAUUGUGUUAUUUAUGAUGGUAAUACAAUAUCCUGUCCAUUACUACGCAGUGGUGCCCAGGAUUCUUGAAACACCCAAAUACCGAGUGACAUCGCAAUUGCGUUGGUCACUUUGAGACUUUUAUUUCACCAGGACACCACGGUGGCGCAACCAGUCGCCACUACCAACAAUAUGUUUGGUAAAAGCAUUUAUUUUCUCAUAAUUGAUUCGUUUAGAAUUCUUUUUGAUGUAAUUUCCAAUAUACUUGACACUACUACCGCUUCGGAAGCAAAUGGCGCAAUGAGAGGAAGAAACGGCACAAGAAACUCUCCCAGCAUUCUUUUUUUGUGCUCUUUUUAAUAAAAAUAUACAAUAUUGUACUGUCAUUGCUAUUGCUAUAAAAUAAUCAUAAGCUAGUCCCAGGCUGUCCGAUCGCUUAGAUAUUCAGCUGUGGAGUAGUAGAAUUGACGACAGAGCAAUUUUUUAAUAAAACAUUUAAAUUUAUUUAUAGAUAAUACCUGAGCAGUGGCUGCGACUUAAUUAUAAAAGUUUAUACAUUUAAGCUUAAGAACAUCACGGUGUUGCGACUGGUUGCUCCACUGUGGUGUCCCGGUGAAAUAUAGGCCUUAAGAUGUUAAGUUGGCAUCUCACUAACCCAGUAAUUUCACUAGCUACGUUGCCCUUUCAACCUAAACACAAUAACCCUUGUACCGUAAUUAUUGACGGCAGAUAAAGAUGCCGUUAUUUUACAUGUGGUAAUAAUCUGCAAUGGUGAUUUUACUGGUCUAUCUGCAGCUCUGACUAUUGUAUAAUUAUUAGUAGUCGAACCUCCUAAGUUAUAUGUACAUAUGACAAUGUACAUUUCGA
Molecule: messenger RNA, 3905 nt
Organism: Leptidea sinapis
Lineage: Eukaryota; Metazoa; Arthropoda; Insecta; Lepidoptera; Pieridae
Product: immunoglobulin superfamily member 21-like
Exons: 17
Coding region: 188-2413 (741 amino acids)
Source: RefSeq, a predicted model, not a curated record